AUGGCACGUUUCGAAGUCUUUGCAGAACGCCAGCCGUGGGAGGAGCAACAAGCUCCCUCACCGACCGACGAGCAGUUUGAACCGACACCGUUGACUCUGGCGCUGUCACGAACACGUUCACCACCGUCUUCGCACCAGCAGCCUCCAUCACCCACGUCGCCAAAGCUCACCCGUCAACUUUCCGGUGACCCGACUUCCCCCCCUCCUGCGUGGCAACGACGUCCUUCCGUCGGCCACCGUAGCGUUCGAUCCAACAGUUCCCAGGACUCAUCCAUCGCUGGCUCACCACCACCGUUCAACACUUCCCCGCCUCUUCACAACCAGCGCCGCCCCCCGCCAAAUCUUACCAUGACACGUGCUGGUGUUGCGCAGCGUCUGAUGCGUGAAAACGAGGCCCCACCGAUGCGUGGAGGCUACAAUCGUGGACCGCCUCCCGGAUCGUUUCCUCAACCUGGCGCUGCACGCCGCAGUCGCGCAGCAACCGGCGGCUCGAACCGAUCAUCUCUUGUCAGCCAGGACGGACUGACCGGUGAGGAGCUCUGGGCCCUUGAGGACGACACACCCGACAUGAGCAACCCUCUUCGCCCCUCGGCCGAACGACCCCUCGACACCAUUCACCGAAUGAGCCGAAGCUUUGACCAGCCAAUGUACCCCAUGGGCGCCGAGGUUCUUUGGCCGACCGCACCGGAAGACGAAGAGUACAUGCAGCAGUCACCGCUGCACAGCAAGUCGAUGAGCAACGUUGCCGGCGUCGGCGUGAAGAAGAAGAGGAGUAUGCUCUCCAAGAAGCCUUCGCGUGGGUCUGGUAUCGACGUGGGACCGUACCCGCAGAGUGCAAAGGAGGUGGUGCUCUCGUCGGCCCACUCGUCAACAACCUCGCUUUCCUUCCCCAUGAACAAGUCGCAGCAGUCGUUGUCGCGCCCACCAUCCAUGGCCUACUCGCUGGACCUGCUCAACACGCUUGCCCCGCGUGAAGGUGGUUACGCCAUUGCCGCGCAGCUCGGUUCCUCGCCAUACAGUCCAUCAAGCCCCCACGGCUCUGCCCAUGCCUCCCCUCCCAACAGUUUCCGUGGAUCCCGUGGUCCCCCCGCCAAGAGCUCCGGCAUGCGCUGGAGUGUAGGCGGCGAGGAGUUUACUCCUCCCAUGCUUCCUCCACAGCCCGGACGCCUGUCGCCGUCGACCACCAUCUCCAACCUGUCGACUUACACCGACGACGGCGACGGCGGCUCGUCAUCCGGACCAUCCUCACCCCACCUCUCCGCGGUCCAGGCAACGCUCCCUGUCGCGCCCAGCCCUCUCAGCCAGCAGACCACGGCCGCCGAGAUUGACCGUGGUCACCCUUCGCCUUACCCCAUGGCAGCAGUGGAGAUGCCUGUGGCAGCAGCAGCAGCAGCAACAGCAGCAGCCGUCGCGGUUUCCACCAAGCCCAAGUCCAAGAAGGAGCGCAAGGCAGAGGAGAAGGCGGCUGAAAAGGCGGCCAAGGUUGAGGCUAAGCGUGCUGCGGAAACUGCCGCUCGUGAAAAGGUCGAGGCGGCACGCAAGGCCAAAGAGGACAAGGCCGCUGGCAAGGCCGCUGCUAUUCGCAAGGCCCAGGAGGACAAGGUCGCUGCUGCUCGCAAGGCUCAGGAGGACAAGGCUGCAUCUGCCCGCAAGGUGCAGGACGACAAGGUUGCCGCUACCCGCAGGGCGGCGGAGCAAAAAGAGGCGGCCCGCCUCGCCGCACAGACCAAGUCGGCGUCCAAGCUGGAGUCGCCUCGCAAGGACGAGCGUGGCCGCACCAAGUCUUCCGGGUCGGGUAUCGGCCGCAGGAUGUCUGGUUUGUUCGGCGCCAAGCCGUCAGCGGCCGAGAUUGCAGCUGGUGCGACCGUCACCGCUGCAACUGCCACCACUGCCGUGGUCUCCAACCGUUCCAACAGUCCCGCUGGUGCCUCGGCAUCUCCCGUUCGCGCCCCCGCCCAGCAGCACCAGCAGCAGGUGCCGCCGCCUCCUCAUCCCUUCCCUGUACAGCGCCCUGCACCCCCUGCACAGCUCUCGGCCACCGCUGUUGCUCCCAUGCACCAGCAGACUCGUGCUUCCACAAUCGCCGCUGUUGCCCCCCAGCAGCAGCAGCAGCAGCAGCAGCCGCCGAUCCCCAGGAUUGCCCAGCAGCCGCCCUCGCCUCCUCGCCAGACACACCCAGCAGGUCCCCGUCAACCGUCGUCGAGCCCUUCGCGGCGCCAGGCUUCAAACGGCCCCAUUGUCAUUCCUCCUCGCGGGGCCAGCAUGGCCAAGACGGCGCCUGCCCCGGCCCCUCAGGCCCCCCAGGGCGCGAUGAUGAGCACUCCUUCGCUUGCUCACACGGAAAAGCGCGGCAAGUCGCCCUCGACUCUGAGCGCUGCGCCGUCGCACGCCUCUGCCUCGUCUGGCGGUUCGGGUUCUGCCUCGUCCAAGAAGGGUCUCUUCAGCGGACUCAAGAAGCGUUUCUCCAUUGCCUCGAUGGAGACUGCCCCCACUGCUCCCCCUCGCCAGCGCCCGGCCUCGUUUGCCGCUUCGGCCUCGCAGCCCACGGAGAAGAGCCUGCCUAACGUUCCCCCGAUGCCAGCUCCUCGUCCUGUUAUCCAGACCCCGGCCCCGCAGCCUCCUGCCAAGGCCCCCGUUACCCCGGUUCGCGCAGCUCCCGUUCUGGCCCAGCCCAAGACGGCGUCCCCGCCUCCUGCUCAGCGCGCUGUCAACAUCCCCCCACCGGUCAUUGUCCCUCCUCGUGGCUCGUCCAUGGCCAUGCUCCAGGCUGCUGGUCUGAGCCCCAUUCUCUCGUCGCCCGUCCCACCACAGACCGCGCGGGACGCCGCGUCCAUCUCGAACCCGUCGUCGGUCGUCGUGACGCCCACCACCAGUGUGACCACCACAGAGGCCAACUCUCUGUUCGACCGCCCUACGCCUCCUUUUCGCGACCGCUCGGGCUCGACCACCAGCGCAACCGGCUCGCAGGUGACCGACCCGAGCUCGUCCUCGACGCCUCUGACCGACGAUGAGGCGCACGACAUGCCGGCCUCCAAGCUCGCGCUCGACGCAAAGGGCAUGCCCGACAUGGCUGCACCCCAGGCGGUCGCUGCGCACUAG
Molecule: messenger RNA, 3099 nt
Organism: Apiotrichum porosum
Lineage: Eukaryota; Fungi; Basidiomycota; Tremellomycetes; Trichosporonales; Trichosporonaceae
Exons: 2
Coding region: 1-3099 (1032 amino acids)
Source: RefSeq, a predicted model, not a curated record